Messenger RNA from Ipomoea triloba (trilobed morning glory), 602 nucleotides. RefSeq names its product copper transporter 1-like. Gene Ontology annotation, biological process: intracellular copper ion homeostasis; copper ion transmembrane transport. Gene Ontology annotation, molecular function: copper ion transmembrane transporter activity. The record is from RefSeq and is a predicted model, not a curated record. NCBI's taxonomy places the organism in Eukaryota, Viridiplantae, Streptophyta, Magnoliopsida, Solanales, Convolvulaceae. The transcript has a single exon. Gene Ontology annotation, cellular component: plasma membrane. Bases 58 to 408 code for a protein of 116 amino acids.
UUUAUUCUAGGACAUAUUGAGAGAUCAUCUACAAGAAUUGAAGGGGAAGAAUUGAACAUGGAGAUGCGGAUGACAUUUGUGUGGGGAAGGAGCUCGGAAAGCCCGGAGAUGUACGUGUUUAAUCUGGUUUCGGUGUUUGUGUUAUCGUUGCUGGUGGAAUGCCUGUCUCACACGAGGUUUGUUAGUUCAGAAACAGAUAACAUUGUUGCUGGGCUCGUACAGACAGGGCUGUAUGGGGCACGGAUAACGAUGGCUUACCUAGUCAUGUUGGCCGUGAUGUCUUUCAACGUCGGUGUCUUGCUCGUGGCGGUUGCGGGGUACACCCUGGGAUUCUUGGUGUUUGGUAGUCGGGUGUUUGAUCGGUCGGAGUAUCAAAAGGCCUCUGAUCUUCCUCCUCUCACUUGUUAAUCCGAUUUCAUUUUGAGUCACAAGAAAAACUCGUAAUUACUAUUAAAAAAUGUGUGAUGGGUAAAUCUGUCUUUAUUAGCCCGUCACUGCUUUCUUGCACCCACUACGGCCAUCAAUUUUUAUUGUGUAAAUUAUGUUUGAAGAAUUAUAUAUAGUCUUUGUAAUUAAUGGAAUAUUUUCAAGAUUUUCAUUUC